AUGCCAAUCACGCAGACAGACGGCGCCAUGCUUCUGUCGCUGGCUAAGACCAUGCGUCAACGCCAAUUCGUCCUUGCCCUGCUGGCCACACAACACGUCGAACGGCCACUGAUCCCCGAAGUCCGUUUCAACCUGGACGAUAUGACGGAUGCUAACGCAGUGCUCGACUACCGCUUUGACGUCGUGGGCAUCCGCAAACUCGGCUACUACCUCGGCCUACCAGCGGUGGUG
Molecule: messenger RNA, 231 nt
Organism: Aphanomyces astaci
Lineage: Eukaryota; Oomycota; Saprolegniomycetes; Saprolegniales; Verrucalvaceae
Exons: 1
Source: RefSeq, a predicted model, not a curated record